This is a messenger RNA of Rasamsonia emersonii CBS 393.64, 984 nucleotides long. RefSeq lists its product as uncharacterized. The transcript is spliced from 2 exons. NCBI's taxonomy places the organism in Eukaryota, Fungi, Ascomycota, Eurotiomycetes, Eurotiales, Trichocomaceae. Gene Ontology annotation, cellular component: cytosol. The record is from RefSeq and is a predicted model, not a curated record. Gene Ontology annotation, molecular function: aldose reductase (NADPH) activity. The coding region runs from base 1 to 984 and encodes 327 amino acids.
AUGGCGAAGGCGACCAAUCUGGCCAGGAUGUCUGUGUCUUGGGAAACAGUUGCCCUCGCACCAACAGGCUUGGUGACGCAGCAGCACUUGCCCGUCACCAUGCUCCCGGUGUUGAUCUACGGCACUGCCUGGAAAAAGGACCGGACUACCGACCUCGUCUACAAGGCUCUCCGCGCAGGAUUUCGCGCCGUCGAUACGGCUGCGCAGCCAAAGCAUUAUCGAGAGGAUCUUGUUGGGGAGGGCAUCCGACGCGCGAUUCGCGAGGGAAUCGUGAGGCGGGAGGACCUCUAUAUCCAAACCAAAUUCACUUCCGUCCAAGGACAAGACCCAAACAACAUGCCCUACAAUCCCCAGUCCUCGAUCACAGAGCAGGUGCACGCUUCCAUCAAAUCAUCCCUUCACAAUCUCCGCACAGACGAGAAAGAGGACGAGGGGACCAACGAGACGGGCUACAUCGACACGCUAGUCCUCCACUCUCCCCUGCCCACGAUCGACCAGACCCUCGAGGCCUGGUCCGCCAUUGAGAGCUACGUGCCGCACCGCAUCCGCAACCUGGGCAUCUCCAACUGCCCCUUCCCCGUGCUGGAAGCACUCUACAUGUCCCCGGAGGUCAAGGUCAAGCCGGCCGUGGUUCAGAACCGCUUCUACACCAGUACGCGGUACGAUGGGCCCGUCCGGGCCUUCUGCCGCAAACACGGCCUCAUCUACCAGAGCUUCUGGACCCUGACGGCGAACCCGAACUUGCUGUCCAGCAGUCCUGUGGGCGCGCUGGCCCACGAGACCGGGAUCAGUCGGCCUGCGGCCCUGUACAGUCUCGUCCUGGGCCUGGGCAACACAGCCGUCCUGGACGGCACGACGAAUGAAUCUCACAUGGUGGCCGAUCUGGAGGCACUAAAGACGAUGAAGAAAUUCACGGAGGAGCAGCCGGAGCGGUGGCAGAGCUUGGUAGGCGACUUUAAGCGGCUGAUCUAUGAGGUUGAUUGA